This is a messenger RNA of Parastagonospora nodorum SN15, 1487 nucleotides long. RefSeq lists its product as hypothetical. The record is from RefSeq and is a predicted model, not a curated record. The coding region runs from base 72 to 1487 and encodes 471 amino acids. Gene Ontology annotation, molecular function: glycosyltransferase activity. Gene Ontology annotation, cellular component: membrane. Lineage: Eukaryota; Fungi; Ascomycota; Dothideomycetes; Pleosporales; Phaeosphaeriaceae. The transcript has a single exon.
AACAGUACGUGUAUUCAGUACUGGACUAACCGAAACAUUUCUUCCUUCCGUAUACAGAUGCGGUAGCAGAGAUGCUUGCCCGUGCAUUAUCGCGCCCGGGGCGCCUCCUCAUUGUAGUCCUGGUCGUUUACGGCUUCAUGUGGAUCAAAGGAUGGCCGCGAUACUACGACGAUGAAGAACUACCACCCAGCUUGCGACCGCAGAAAGGGAGUUCACUGGGCCCGCACCGCGUGGGCCACGACCACCUCGUCGUAUCGAUCUCGACGACCGCGACCGACGUAUACACCAAACUUGCGCCGUCGUUGGGAUACAUGUUCCCGGAGGACUGGGACCCGACCCUUAUAUUUGGCGACUUGCAGAUGAAUGUGGGCGUAUGGCCCAUCUUCGAUGUACUGUUUGGAUACCCGAGAGACUUCCUUGUUGCAAACAAAGAGCUGGAGAGAUACAGGCAGCAAAUUGACUUUGCGCGGAGGAGCAUACCGUUGCAGUAUACAAGGAAGCGCGAUCCGGCAGAGGAGGCAGAAGUGCAGUUGGCACUGAACAAGUACAAGAUCCUGCAGGCCAUGGGGCGAGCCUGGGACUACAGGCCGGACCGCAGCUGGUACGCAUUCGUCGACGACGACACCUUUGUCGAGCGCGUCAACACGCUCGACUGGCUGGCCCAAUACAAUCCCAAGUCGAAAUGGUUCUUCGGCAAUCCCCCGGUAUCAGGUGUACCAGACGGUUUUGCAGCAGGAGGCAACUCGUUCAUCCUCUCCUUGGGCGCCAUGAAAGAGCUCUUCAAGGAGCGAGGCCACGUCGUCAAGAGCUGGCAGUCACACAUCAUCACGUACCCAUCGGCCUUCGAUCUCAUCACCGCCGUAUUGAAGGCCGAGCUCAACCUCAGCCUAACAGCCGCCUGGCCCGGCAUCUCCGGCUUUGAUCCAAGCACCGUCCCAUUCUCGCCCGCGCUAUGGUGCGAGCGCGUCCUCAUGAUGCAUCGCGUUCCGCACGACCUCAAUUCCGAUCUCUUCCUCAUGCGCAAGAACAGAACGGAUCAUCAUAUUGAUAAACCACUAUUAUACGCAGACUUGUGGGAACGUUUCAUGGCUCCCGAAGACAUGCGCGCCAACCGCUCGGACUGGGACAAUCUAUCCUCCGACUCCAGCAACGCGCGCUGGAACAUACUCUUCGAGUCCGACGACCCCAAUGACGGCCACGCACCCAACGGCGAAGCGAAUCCCGAAGCCUGCGAGGCCAGCUGCGACAAGAGCGAAUACUGCAUGCAGUGGAGUUAUUCGUCCAUAAAGAUGAAGAACUGGAAUGAGAAUGGAGAGACAAAGUGCCACUUGAGCAGCAGCAUGAGAUUUGGCAGGUUUGCACCACCCCAGGAGAUUGAAAUCGAUGAUGGGAAGGGCAGGGAUACAGUGAUGUGGAGGAGUGGGUGGAGGAAGGGGGUUUUCGCCGAUUGGGCGAGACACCAGAGGUGCAAGAAUCCGGCGCACUAA